AUGAGCCGUGGCGCCUCCUCCUGGUGCAGUCUCAUGCUCUGACGGCCCACGUGCAUCGCGGCCCAGGGCUUACGCAUCCAUGUCUACUUAUACUUCCAAGUGCUGAGUCUUGGGGAUAUUCGAUGCAUCUUCACAGCCACACCUGCCAAGGACUUUGGUGGGAUAUUUCAUACAUGGUAUAAGCAGAUUCACCUCGUCCCUGCUGAACCUCCAGAGGCCUGUGGGGAACUCAGCAACCACUUCUUUAUCCAGGACCAGAUCGCUCUGGUGGAAAGGGGGGGCUGCUCCUUCCUCUCUAAGACCAGGGUGGUACAGGAGCAUGGUGGGCNGGCNGUGAUCAUCUCGGACAAUGCAGUUGACAAUGACAGUUUCUACGUGGAGNUGAUCCAGGAUAGUACUCAANGCACAGCUGACAUUCCUGCCCUCUUCCUGCUCGGCCGAGAUGGCUACAUGAUCCGCNGUUCUCUGGAACAGCACGGGCUACCAUGGGCCAUCAUCUCUAUCCCAGUCAAUGUCACCAGUAUCCCUACCUUUGAGCUACUGCAACCUCCGUGGACUUUCUGGUAG
Mus caroli (Ryukyu mouse) is the source of this 567-nucleotide messenger RNA. Lineage: Eukaryota; Metazoa; Chordata; Mammalia; Rodentia; Muridae. The record is from RefSeq and is a predicted model, not a curated record.